UGCGUCGCAAUGACGGCGAAGAAGAAUCAGACUCUGCAGAAUGGAAGUGCCAAGGAGAAUGUGCUGCAGAGGGUCCUGCAGCUGCCGGUGGUGAGCUCGACCUGCGAAAGCCUCCAGCGGACCUAUGCCAGCACCAAGGAGGCCCACCCACUCAUGGCCUCCGUGUGUGAGGUCUACGAGCGGGGCGUGCAGGGUGCCAGCGCCUUGGCCAUGUGGAGCAUGGAGCCUGUGGUGCGCAGGCUGGAGCCUCAGUUCGCUGUGGCUAACGACCUGGCUUGCCGGGGCUUGGACCACCUGGAGGAGAAGAUCCCCGCCCUCCAGUACCCCGUCGACAAGCUCGCGUCUGAACUGAAGGGCACCAUCUCCUCCCCACUCCAAAGUGCCAGAAGCACCAUUGGCAACUCCGUGGAUAAGAUCAUGGAGCUGGCAGCAGAGGGCUACGAGGCCACCAAGAGCACGGUGGAAACGACAGCAAAGUACACGAGGAGGAACUCGGUGAGCCAGAUGGCAGCCGCAGGGGUCGACACGGCCCUGGGAGGGCUGGAGAAGCUGAUGGAGUACCUGCUGCCAGAGGAGGAUGAAGAAGCAGAUCAGAAGCCCAAAGAGACGCGUGGGUCAGCAGUAAAGGUCUCCCAGCAGCAGGCCAGCACUCCCAGUGCUCCCAGCACUCCCAGCACCCUGGGCCGGAUUGGCACCUUGGUUAGCACCGUCUCCCACCGCGCUUACCAACAAACCACCCAAAGCCUCCAGCGUGCCAAAGCCAAAGGGCAGGAACUGGCCACCUGGAUCCCCAUCCUGGGCAGCUUGGCCAAGCCAAGCGCCCCCGAGGCGCCGCGGGUCCACAGUGAUGGGCAGAGCACCACGGCUGGCUGGCUAAGCCAGCAGCAGAGCAAGGUGCCGGAGCAGAAGCAGGAGAAGGCGGGGAAGAAAGACAACCACCACACCAAGGAGGCAGGGGACAGCCCCGGGCUGGUGGGCAGCAUGGCUCACAACCUGCAAACCGCCUGUGCCUCCGGCAUCUCCAGCGUGAAGAAGGUCCCGGCCGUGGCCUGGGACGCGGCGGAGGGGUUGAUCCUCUUCACGCCCCGCAGGCUGUCCAAGGCCAUGGAGACGGUGGAUGCUCUCGGGGGGACCCUCGUCAGUGCCCCCAAGCAUCUGCUGGGCACCCUGUACAGCUACGUGCCGCUCCGCAGGCAGUCGGUGAAGCAAGAGGAGGCGGCCGGGGGCAGCAAGACCAGCCCGGAGACAGAGCAGAAGGAGGAGGACGCCAAGCCUGCCGCCCCCUCCGCAGAGGAGAAAUCCCAACUGAGGGGCGACUGGCGGCUGUACCGCGGCCAUCACCCCCUCUCCUUCCUGGGGCUUGAGGACCCCCUCUUCCUGCGGCACAACCUCUACCGCAGCCCUGCCUUCGAGCCCGAGUGCCCCCUCCCGCGGAAAUCCGCCUUUGCCCCCUACAACAGGCGGGUGAGCGAGGGCUCCUACCGCUUCAGCCCCGAGGCCAUGUACAGCCGGGCUUACUACGCCAACGUCUACAGCCCUACCUUCAAGAAGGACUGAGCCGGUGGGGAGGACGAGCACAUCCCGGCCCCCCUCUAAUCCCCCCCCAAGCACGCUUUGCCCAGGCCCCUGCCAGCCGCCCGCACGCACCCCUGUACCGGGACAGGAGCUCAAAGUGGUAGACAUGCCAUGGGCUGUCUUCUCCUUCUGGAGCACAUCAGGGCCAGGAUGGGGGAAUAAAGGCAGCCAAAAGCUCUGUUGGUGGAAGGAGAAGGUAGGGGGAGGUGGGACCAGAGUGGACCAGAGAGGCGAAGGAAAUGCCAAGAGUGGUGAGACCAGAAAAGAGAAAAAGGGACCGUCCAGGCCUGGCACUGGGCCACCCCGGUCCCUGUUGAGCAGAUAGCGUGGACUUAGAUGGGCUGUACGUUGAGAACAGCGCUGAGACAGAGCAAGGAGGACAGCAUAGCCAUCGAACGUCACCAUAGCAAGCCUGGUUCCCCAUCCUUCCUUGCUCUGUCCCACCUCGCAGGGCCCGUCCCUGGUCACAGAUUGCUCCUCCAUGGACGAGCUGAAGGUCCCCACCAACCAGCAGGACUCAUGAGUCGGAAAGCCCUGGGCACCCACCCCCAGCUGGUGGUGGGACGGAUGGUGGGGUCAGGAAGACGACCGGUGAGAACAGGUGGAGCUCCUGGAGCCCCUCUCUCCCACAGGACUGCCUGGCUUCCCGCAACACCUUGUUGUAUCCGCUGCAAUAAUAAACCUUCCCGAACUGCCGCU
Aptenodytes forsteri (emperor penguin) is the source of this 2274-nucleotide messenger RNA. It is a transcript of the gene PLIN1, whose product is annotated as perilipin 1. Gene Ontology annotation, biological process: lipid metabolic process. Gene Ontology annotation, cellular component: lipid droplet. The coding region runs from base 10 to 1557 and encodes 515 amino acids. The record is from RefSeq and is a predicted model, not a curated record. The transcript has 8 exons. Lineage: Eukaryota; Metazoa; Chordata; Aves; Sphenisciformes; Spheniscidae.